ACAAAUACAAACCCUAGGUCUUGUGGAUAUGUUUUCCAACCUUCAGUGCUUGAUUCUUCCUGAGCCAUUUCAUACGAUGGAGGAAAGUAAUUGACUAGCACGGGCCUUCAACGCCAUUACCUCCCCAGCUUUCAUGCUAUCAUCCCCCUUCUGCAACCGUGACUUCUGCUGGCAAAUGAUUUUGGAUUCUCCGAAAAACAACCCCAUUCCGAGGGGUGUUCAAGAAUAUGCUCGCUGUCCGAGCGCGCCGCUGCCUGCUCCUGCUCGUGGGAAGCUUGUGCAACAGGAGGGACCCAAAUAUGCUGGCGGUGGUGGCGUGAGCUUCAUACUAGCACGUGAUAUCUUUGGGACUUCUGUAGAAGCUGUUGAGAAAUCGUCCAGUCCUUCUAGUGACGUUAGCGCAGUUGACAUCUCUAGACAGCUCGAAGAUGGGUGGGUUGGAAACCCUUGUGCAUCGAUUAAAGAUGCCGUUGACGAGACAACCCUAACAGCGAACACGGCAUCAAGACAACGGAAUCGCAAAGUUGGGUGGAUAACGUAGAGGCUGAGUGCAGCUUUGCUGUCUCCAUUUCUGACUCGGCGGAGGAUGAUAAUGAUGCAUCGGCUGCCUCUGCUAGCGUCUGCUCACAGAGCACUGUUUGUGAAGAGAAGGUUGCUCGGCUCAAGUCAGCCCUCAAGGGAUCGUCGCCGCGUCCCGCCGGGCUUCGCGUCACCUGGGCUGCUGACGUGUACGACCCGAUUCCGAGCCUCAUCUCCCACACUGUAGGGAGGCGCAACCAACGCAAGAUCUAUUCGCGGAGGCAGCGGAACGAACACGGAGGGAAGGGGAAGCACGGUGGAAAGGGUUCCAAGAGCAGCAAGUCCUCCAAGAAAUCGUCCAAGGAGAACGUGUCGGAGAAGGUGACUGCACGGGAGGCGGAAAAGCUACUUGUUAACUGUCCCGCAGCAAGCAGCCAUGACCAACUGUCUGAGUCAGCGGGAGAACCUGCGAACUUGAAGGUUGAAGACGUCGUCAAGGAGGAUGCAGGGACCGCAGCAGCGGAGCCGCAGGAUGAUAGUCUAGACGAUGGCAGUUGGUCCAUCGUUGUUCCCAAGUGUCAUGGCCGCCGUUCGAGGUCUCUAGCCAAUUCGCCUUCUGCAAGCCCUCCUCUCGCCAACAGUCCACCAAAAUCUUAUCCUCCACCUGCUGAUCUGCGGAGCCCGGAGUCUUCAAGCAUCGUUGUCCUGGAUGGAGAGGAGUGCGGUUCGUUGCCCGUUAAACCCGAUGGUGGUUCGCUUUUCGUUAAGAUUGGCGGUUCAGGUUUGGAGGAGGACAACCAGCUCUUCUCUCCUGAGAGCACUUUGGAGAACCCCGUCUUUAUGUCCAGAGAAGGUUCUCCUGAGCUUUCUUCCAGUCCUCCUGCUUCAAGCAAGCUCCUUGAACUCGCUGGAACCUCAGGCUUUAUUCCAGAGCCCCAGCAGAUGAGCUCUGAAAGCCCAGGGAAGAGAACCGACAGCAAGCAGAGGACAACCACGCACAAGUCAAGUUCGCUCCUUGCCAAAGUCUCUAUGGAGCGGUUAGCUGGUGCAACGGCCCUUGCACAUGGGCACGUGCAGGAGGGGAGGCGGCUGGUAUUCAGUGCGUACAUGUCUGCCCGGAAGCAUGGGCUGAAGGGGGAGGAGGCUCGCUGCCUCAGGCUUAUUGCUGACACCCAAACGGGUCAAGAUCGGCUCAGCAGCUUGAAUGCUGCAGUUGAAGGGCUGGCCCAGGCUGGUGUGCCUUUCGAGCAUGCUGAGGCUCUUCUGUGUCUUGCACAAGCUGAGGUCCAAGAAUCAAUCAGUCUGUCAGGGUUCGCCUACACAAGCAUUGACAUUGUGGCUUCACUUGAGAAGCUGAGCUACAGCCUUGAGGCUCCACAGCACAAUGCACGCCUGGUUAAGGCCAAGUCUCACCUCAGGUCGGCUGCUGGCUUGCUCAUGUCUGAACUUUCGUCCGCCAAGUACCGGUUUUCCACCAAGAACCCGAAGAGCCAGUUUAAUUCCCCCACGGGCAGGAGGAAGAGCAGCAGCAGCAACAAGAAAUCCAAGAAGCCUGAUCUGUUGGAAGAGGAGAGAGCGACCUUGUCGGGUCUGCUUGGGAGUGUCCAUGAGCUGGCAGGGAAGGUGGGGAUUCUGAUGCAGCAGUUUGAUGAUGCAAAGGUUGCCUUGCAUGCUGCCGCCUCGAAUGAGGACUGGCGCAAGGGCAGCCGGGAAGAGGCAGGUCAGGUUGAUGGAUUAUUGAAGCACCUUCUAGCUGGUAGCUUUCCUACCAGGAAUAUUGCAGCGUAAUCCUCGUAAUGUUGCUCUGGCUAGACAGUCUGAUUGAAUCGGCUGCACAUGAUCUAGUGUGACAUUUGAAUAAUUUAGAUGCUCUAUCGUUAGCUUGCCUUCUCGCUGUUCUCCGUAGUACUGAAUGACUAGAUAUAUAUACAUAUGAAAUUUGCUC
Closterium sp. NIES-67 is the source of this 2464-nucleotide messenger RNA. Lineage: Eukaryota; Viridiplantae; Streptophyta; Zygnematophyceae; Desmidiales; Closteriaceae. The record is from the annotation of a GenBank genome assembly.